AUGCCUUUUGAAUUUAUUUGCUUAUUUUUCUAUGCGUUUUGGGUGGAUCUUACUUGGAGUGGCGAAAUUUGGGCGCAUUGGAAAAGACUUUUUAUUCUCUCUUGUUUUUUUUUUUUUUUAAUCUGCACGAGGAAGAGACCAGGUCUCAUCUAUUUGCAUAUCCUUGUGCAAUUGUUGAUAUUCGGGAACGUGAUUAUGUUUACACUGGUGGGGUUGGGCCUUGGCGAUGCCAGUGAUAUCACGCUAAAAGGUCUUAAAGCUGUGCAUGAGGCAGACGUUGUGUACUUGGAGGCUUACACAUCAUUUCUCAUUAAUAGUUCUGCAGAGGAGCUGGCCAAUGUUUACGAGAGACCUGUUCUGGUUGCGGACCGAGAGAUGGUAGAGAGUGGGGAAGUCCUGCAGGAAGCUUCAGAUAAAAAAGUUGUAUUGCUCGUUGUUGGGGACGUAUUUGGAGCCACUACACACUUCGACUUGGUGGUGCGAUGCCAUGAGCAGGGUAUUCCUUGCCGCUCCAUCCACAACGCUUCUAUUAUUAAUGCUGUGGGUUGCUGCGGACUUCAGCUCUAUCGGUUUGGCCAAGUAAUCUCCCUCUGCUUCUGGACGGAAACGUGGCACCCAGACUCGUGGUACGACAGACUCAUGUCUAACCGAGAGAUGGGGCUCCACACAUUGGUAUUGCUUGAUAUCAGAGUAAAGGAGAUCUCUGACGAAAACCUGGCGCGUGGACGUAAUGUGUAUGAACCACCACGCUAUAUGCGUAUCAAUGAGGCCAUUGAACAAAUAUUGGAGGUUGAACAGAAGAAAAAGGGCGGUGCAGUGGCGGAAGAUGGAAGCACCAUGUCCAUUGCUCUGGCACGUGUGGGUUCGAAUACGCAGCAAGUCGUCGCUGGAGCAAUGCGGGAGUUACGUGGGCUUGAUUUUGGGGAUCCACUUCAUUCAUUGAUAAUUGCUGGUGACAUUCACACCUGCGAGACUGAACACGUUAACCUCUUUCGCUUAAAGUAA
Molecule: messenger RNA, 1005 nt
Organism: Trypanosoma cruzi
Lineage: Eukaryota; Euglenozoa; Kinetoplastea; Trypanosomatida; Trypanosomatidae
Product: diphthine synthase, putative
Exons: 1
Coding region: 1-1005 (334 amino acids)
Biological process (GO): protein histidyl modification to diphthamide
Molecular function (GO): diphthine synthase activity
Source: RefSeq, a predicted model, not a curated record